Arabidopsis thaliana (thale cress) is the source of this 1928-nucleotide messenger RNA. Its product is annotated as Cysteine/Histidine-rich C1 domain family protein. The transcript has a single exon. The coding region runs from base 1 to 1839 and encodes 612 amino acids. Lineage: Eukaryota; Viridiplantae; Streptophyta; Magnoliopsida; Brassicales; Brassicaceae. The record is from RefSeq and is marked reviewed.
AUGGGUUUUGAAGAUGGACCAAGAUGUCUUAUGUCUCAUCCAGCUCACCCUUCUCAUAACUUGUCCGUUCGAUACAGAUUCAACUUUCGUAUCGGUUGCUUUACAUGUGGCGGGAAAGCAGCUGCUACGACGCCGGAUUGUCUCUACUACUACUGCACCACCUGCGAGGUGACGUUCCACAAUGGUUGCCAUCAACGUCCAAGAAGGAUAACACAUCCUUAUCACCUCCAACAUCCUCUUACUCUCUUCUAUCGAAACCCCGAAACCAGAGUUAUAUCCAACAUCAUCCCUGAUGCUUGUCCUGGUAAAAUUGAGGAUACAUCAGGUCCAGAGAAGUAUGAAUUCGUGGAUAUCGUCCCGUAUAAGUCUGAUAUCAUAUUCAACAAAUGCACUUGGUGUGCAAAAGAUUUCAAAGGUGAUUGGUUUUAUCGUUGUUUGAUCUGUAGUUUUUGCUUGGAUCUCUCUUGUGCGGCAACUCUUCCACUUCUUACUAUUACAAACCCGAAAAGCCAUCACCACUCUCUCGUCUUCUUACCCCGGCCAUUAUUAGUUCCAUGUGAUGCUUGUGGGUUGGUUGACGGGUUGGAACCAAGUUAUGCUUGUUUCCAAUGUAAUUACAUGGUUCAUCAGAAUUGCAUAGACUUACCCCGAGUCAUAAAAAUCACGCGUCACCCGCACCGGCUCUCUCAUACUCCUUAUUGUUCAUCUUUGACUUCGUCAUGCCAAAUCUGCUAUAAAGAGGUUGAUAUCAAGUAUGGGCAAUAUUCUUGCCAUCUCCAAGAUUGUUUUUAUGUAGUCCAUUCUAAAUGUGCAACACAUGAAAAUGUUUGGGAUGGGAAGGAACUCGAGUGGGAAAUCGAGUCUGAUGAAACUGAAGAUAUUUCACCUUUUAGGAACCUAGGUGAUGGUUUCAUAAAGCAUUUUUGUCACAAACACCGUUUGAAGCUCAAGAAUCAUGAUGGUGCUCGAGACACAGAAAAGCAAUGUCGAGCGUGCAUAUAUCCAAUUGUUUCUCACCAAUUUUACCAUUGCAAGAAAUGCAAUUACUCUCUCCACGAGGUAUGUGCUGGCCUUUCUCGAAAACUGGAUCAUGCAUUGCACAAUCACACUCUUAUCCUAUCUCCAUCUCCCGGAAAGUUUUGUUGUUCAGCUUGUUCCCGAGAAUCCACUGGUUUCAGUUACAUAUGCUCUAAUAAAGGUUGCCAAGAUUUUGUUCUAGAUGUUCGAUGCAUCUCAGUGCUAGAGUAUUUCAUCCAUAGAAGUCACGAACAUCCCAUUUUUAUCUCCACAUCCUACAACAGUAAAGACGAGAUCCUCUGCAAAGUUUGCAAGAAAAGAUGUUUGGGGGCUCAUCUACAGUGUACGUUAUGCGAGUUUACUAUGUGUUACUCAUGUGCUAUCAUUCCAGAUGAAAUACACUACAAAUUUGACAAGCAUCCUCUCACCCUUUCUUGUGGGGAAAGCGCGGAUAACACGUAUUGGUGCGAGGUGUGUGAAAAACAAUUGGAUCCAAAAGAAUGGUUCUACACAUGUAACAAAUGUUGCAUCACCAUCCACCUUCAUUGCAUAUUUGGAUCUUCUGUCUUUAUGAAACCUGGUUCCAUAUUUCGUGAUUAUUAUGGAAAGGUGCAAGUUUUUCGAAACAAUAGUAACACUCGACAACUCUGUUAUAUGUGUCACAACCGUUGUACCGGUUUGAUCUUCUACGAAGGCUACAGAAGGAAUGCUACAUAUUACUACAAUCAUAGCAAUCGAUCAACUCAUAGAAUGAUUUUUUGCUCUUUGGAAUGUGAGAUAUUAGGGAUGAGAAAACGUCGUCUCAUCCGUCUUCCGAGGUAAGUGUUUACGGCUGAAUUUAAAAACUAAGUACACAAAUUUGUCUCUUAUAAUCUCAUAGUUCAUCAAUCCGUCAAUUCGAUUAUUUGAUU